AUGGAUUGCGCGGCGGCCAUGUUUGACCUACAUACGGGAACUUGCAAAGGCUUGGAUGGGAAUGGCAUGCUAACGAUUGGAAGUGAAGUUGAAGGAACUGUUACCAGUAUAAGAGCGGACGCCUGGAUCACGGUUUUCAUUGGCCAAGCAGGGAUCGGCAAGAGAGUCUAUGAACUCUGGACAUCCUCCAACUCGACUCCUGUGGACAGUGUAUACAGCGAGACGUGCAACUGUCAUUACAAAAGCGAAUUGGUGGAAAGAUGGCGCGAUACUAACAUAAGCAAGGUGAAGUUAUCUGUCAUUAAAGGGCAGACCGAGGAGGGCUUUGUAACAUUUGAUGGCGUGGACAGCGAUAAAUUCUCUUGGUUCUCCCACAGAAGGCUGGAGGAGUCUUCUUGGACAGAUAUUAUCGGGAGCGCGUUCAACUAUUUUAGUAUCUUUGGAUAUUUUAGUCAAAGCGAUACAUUGACGUCAAUGAGGCGGUUUUUCAUCAGCAACCGUUAUGGUGAUGGGCCUUGCGAUGAUGACAUGGGCUGGUUGGUAGUCCUAGACUAUGCAGACCGCGAUGCUAGUUGUUACAACGAAUAUGAAAGCGGCGAUAUACCCGUUAUACUGUUUUCCAAUGACGAUACUGUGGCUGAGUGGGAUCGCAUCAAAGUUGACAAGGCGGACUACUUCAAGAUCUUCAUCCAGCUUGCGGGGACAUCCGCCAUCUGAAGAAAGCGAGACGGAGGCCAAU
Messenger RNA from Lineus longissimus, 739 nucleotides. RefSeq lists its product as uncharacterized. The transcript has 5 exons. NCBI's taxonomy places the organism in Eukaryota, Metazoa, Nemertea, Pilidiophora, Heteronemertea, Lineidae. The coding region runs from base 1 to 717 and encodes 238 amino acids. The record is from RefSeq and is a predicted model, not a curated record.